AUGUUCAUCUUUGCUGUGGUGGCGGUGCAGCUCUUCAAGGGCCGAUUCUUUUACUGUACCGAUGAGUCCAAAGAGUUUGAGCGUGACUGCAGAGGCGAAUAUUUGGUGUAUGAACGCGAAAACGAAGUGAAGGCGCAGAAGCGGGAGUGGAAGAAGUACGAUUUCCACUACGACAAUGUGGCUUGGGCCCUUCUCACCCUCUUCACUGUGUCUACCGGAGAGGGGUGGCCGCAGGUGCUGAAACAUUCAGUGGAUGCGACCUAUGAGAAUCAGGGCCCGAGCCCAGGGUACCGGAUGGAAAUGUCCAUCUUUUACGUGGUGUACUUCGUGGUCUUCCCCUUCUUCUUCGUCAACAUCUUCGUAGCUCUUAUUAUCAUCACCUUCCAGGAACAAGGGGACAAGAUGAUGGAAGAUUACAGUUUAGAAAAGAACGAGAGAGCCUGUAUAGACUUUGCCAUCAACGCAAGGCCUCUGACGCGUCACAUGCCUCAGAACAAGCUGAGCUUUCAGUAUCGAAUGUGGGAGUUUGUGGUGUCGCCGCCGUUUGAGUACACUAUCAUGGCGAUGAUCGCACUCAACACAGUUGUGCUGAUGAUGAAGUAUGACGGAGCUUCUAAUACCUAUGAAGACGUGUUAGCCAACCUGAACAUAGUGUUUACCUCCCUCUUCUCCAUGGAGUGUGUACUCAAGAUCAUCGCAUUUGGAGCUCUGAAUUAUUUCAAAGAUGCCUGGAAUAUUUUUGACUGUGUGACAGUUCUGGGCAGCAUCACUGACAUCCUGGUUACUGAGCUUGGGAUGAAUAAUUUCAUCAACCUAAGUUUCCUAAGGCUGUUCAGGGCAGCUCGUCUCAUCAAGCUACUGAGGCAGGGAGAAACCAUUCGCAUCUUGCUCUGGACCUUCGUUCAAUCUUUCAAGGCGCUGCCUUAUGUCUGCCUCCUCAUUGCCAUGCUGUUUUUCAUCUACGCCAUCAUUGGGAUGCAGCUGUUUGGGAAUAUUGCAAUCGAAGAAGACGGAGAGAGUGCCAUCAACCAACACAACAACUUCAGGACCUUCAUACAGGCUCUGAUGCUUCUCUUUAGGAGUGCAACAGGAGAGGCGUGGCACGAGAUCAUGCUGGCGUGUCUGGGGGGUAAAGAGUGCGACCCCCUGUCAGGGAACACGGAGCCGGAGUGCGGCAGCCAGGUUGCCUACCUCUACUUUGUCUCCUUCAUCUUCUUCUGUUCGUUCUUGAUGCUGAAUCUGUUUGUCGCCGUCAUCAUGGACAACUUUGAGUACCUGACCAGGGAUUCAUCCAUUCUGGGACCUCACCAUUUGGAUGAGUAUGUCAGGAUAUGGGCCGAGUAUGAUCCUGCUGCUUGCGGGCGCAUACAUUAUAAGGACAUGUACAGUUUAUUACGAGUUAUCGACCCGCCUCUCGGCUUAGGCAAGAAAUGCCCCCAUAGGGUGGCCUGCAAGAGACUGCUGCGCAUGGAUCUGCCCGUGGCCGACGACAACACGGUCCACUUCAACUCCACCCUCAUGGCUCUGAUUCGCACGGCGCUGGACAUCAAGAUCGCCAAAGGUGGCAUCGACAAGCACCAGAUGGACGCAGAGCUGAGGAAGGAGAUGAUGGCGAUCUGGCCCAACCUCUCCCAGAAGACCCUGGACUUGCUGGUGACGCCGCACAAGUCGACAGACCUGACAGUGGGGAAAAUCUACGCUGCCAUGAUGAUCAUGGAGUACUACCGGCAGAGCAAGAUCAAACGCUCGCAGGCUCUCCGGGACGAGCAGCGCGUGGAACCGCCUACCCCCGCCCAGGACGGGGGUCCGGGACUCACCAACGCUCUGCCUCCGCCCGAGACGACGGAGACGGUCAACAGCCUGCCGGUGGAGGGGGGGGUCCCGGAGAGCCACUCGUGGGUGACGGCUCGUGCUCAGGAGAUAUCCCAGAAGGUCGGCAGCUGGAGCCCAGAGGGCCACCCUGAGGAUGGCUUGGGAAGCAUGAGCAACUCGCAGACGGUAGAGAUGAGAGAGAUGGGGCAGGAUGGGUACUCGGAUACUGAGCACUUUCCACCAAUGGAAGGCCACGGCAGGGCCGCUUCCAUGCCCCGCCUCCCAGGCGACAACCAAACCAUCAACGACAGCAGCCCCAUGAAGCGCUCGGCCUCGUCGCUGGGCCACAGCAGGUCCGGGCGCGGCCACAGGGACAAAGGAGGGCCGGACGAUUACAACAUGGAGCGCACGAUACCCGAGGAGGGCAGGACUUCCAGACACGGACACCGCCGAAAAGACCGGAGUCAUCGGGCGUCCGAGCGGUCCCUCUGUCGCUACACUGAGGGCGACACAGGCCUGGGCACAGACCUGAGCACCACCACCCAGUCGGGCGACCUCACGUCGAAAGACAAGGAUCGCGACAGAGAUCGCGGCCGCUCCAAAGACCGCAAGCACCACCACCAUCACCACCACCACCACGGCUCCGUGGACAAGGAGCGCUAUGUAGCAGAGCGAGGGGGCGAGUACGGACACCGGCACUCCCGGGACAGAGAGCACGACCGGGAGAGGGAGCGAGAACGGGACCGGCGCUGGUCGCGAUCGCCCAGCGAGGGUCGCGAGUGCAUGACGCACAGACAGGGCAGUAGUUCGGUCAGCGGAAGUCCUGUCCCCUCAACCUCGGGGACCAGUACGCCACGCCGAGGCCGCCGACAGUUGCCUCAGACCCCGGCAACGCCCCGGCCCCAUGUUACGUACUCCCCCGUAGUCCGUAAGGCCAUGCCCACCCCUCCUGGGGGGCCGCAGGGCAGACCCCCAGCCCCGGCCCCUCGCCGCUUUUCUCCAGAACCUCCCCAAGGCCAGGGCCCGCCCCCCGCUGGCCUCCCACUGGCCCACCACGGUACACCCCGCCAGGGUCAUCAUCCCCCGCCUCGCUGGGGGGACACAGGUGGAGGAGGGGGCUCCAUGGAAGGGGACGGCUGCUUCUACAACCAGGACUACCAGGACUAUGAGCCCCACCAUGAACCUCCUGCCUAUGAGCCAAACCCCAUGCAGGGUGGCAACCCCCACCCUCAUGCCCUGGUCAACCACCCACUGCCACCUCCCACGCAGCCACAGCCGCAUAACCCCCACCCCAUCCCUCCACCGCAGCCGCACCCCGUAAACAACCCCCACUCUCAGCCCAGUCGCACCUCACCAAGGACUGCCCACCACGCGCCUCCCCCCACCACCGCCCUGACCGGGCCAGUUCAGGGCCAGGUUCAGCCUGCCGCCCAGCGCCGUCUGCCCAAUGGCUACCGAUCUUCAUCGCCUUCCACGCAUCUCCACGGACCCCCACACACCGGGCCUCACAAGGUCCCCCCUCCAGCCGGGCAUCCUCGGGGUCCCCGCAAGGGCCUGCAUGAACCCUACAGUGAGACGGAGGACGACGAUUGGUGCUAG
Molecule: messenger RNA, 3411 nt
Organism: Stegastes partitus (bicolor damselfish)
Lineage: Eukaryota; Metazoa; Chordata; Actinopteri; Pomacentridae
Product: voltage-dependent P/Q-type calcium channel subunit alpha-1A-like
Exons: 22
Coding region: 1-3411 (1136 amino acids)
Biological process (GO): chemical synaptic transmission; calcium ion import across plasma membrane
Cellular component (GO): voltage-gated calcium channel complex; neuronal cell body; membrane
Molecular function (GO): high voltage-gated calcium channel activity
Source: RefSeq, a predicted model, not a curated record